UAGAUCACUAGCUGUAGCCUUAGGCUAAUAGGGGCCGCAGAAUGGCGCUGGAGGCGCUUUCCAGCUUCGAGGAGUGGCUUGAGAAGCAUGGGGCGGAGCUGCGAGGUGCGCACAUCCGCCUCAGUGCAGACAACCCCGAGUGGGGCCUGGGAGUGUACACGGCCCAGCACGAGCCCAGCGCUGACGAUGGGGUGCUGUGCCGCAUCCCCCUCGCUGGCCUGGCCUUGACCGUCCAGACGUGCCUGGAGGACCCGCAGCUGGGCGACUUCUUUGGGGGCCUAUUGGCUGAGGGGGAGGGCGACGGGCGGCUGUGCCUCAUGCUCUUUCUCGUGGUGCACAAGGCACUCGGCCCGCGCUCCGCCUGGGCGCCGUAUCCACACAUCCCGCGCUUUGUGUGGAUAUGGGUGCGGGGUAUGGGCCUUAUUCGGUCGCUCUUUGAGAACACCAACGUAGUAGAGAGUAUGUGACCCACUGCAGCCCCCACACCACAGCCCUGCAAGCCAUGAGCUCUUGCAAUCACGUGCCGGGGGCGAUCACGCUUAGGGCCCCUUGCCCCGAGUAGCCGUUUACUCGUGCCCCCUUGACCACAUUCACCUAUCAGCUACUUGGCGGUGCUCCCGCGUCCGCGCGAGUGCCCUGUCCCGCUCACCUGGACGGACCACGAGCUGCAGGCGCUGCGCGGGACUCCCCUCCUGGCCGCCACCCUGAGCAUGCGGCGCCAGCUGCAGGCGUUGUGGGACAGCAAGGUGCAGGCCCUGCUGCACGCCGCCUUCCAGCGAGUGGGCGUCAGCGCAGCCCCCUCCUGGCACGACUGGGUGUGGAGCCACGUGGUGGUGUGGAGCAGGCUGCUCGAGUGGCCUGCCCCGACCCCGGACGGCACCCCUGACGACAACAUGCAGGAGGGGCUGCUGCCGUUCAUCGACUUCUGCAACCAUGCCUCUGCCUCCCCUGUUGUGCGGGUGGCAGUUGAUGACGCCAUGGUGCUGGUCGCAGCAGCGCCGCUGCCCCCUGCGACGCAGGUGUGCAUCUCCUACGGAGAUAAGAGCAACGAGGAGUUGUUGUUCCUGUACGGCUUCGCCCUCCCUGCCAAUCCGCACGACCGCCUCCUCUUGCACGCCCCGCCCUCUGCGCUAGAACCCUUUGGCGCUCUGCCUGAGCGGCUGGCCCUCCUCCGCAGCCGGGGCCUCUCCCUGCGCUGGCUGCUCCCGGACCUGGACGAGGAGCCCCAGGCGGCGGUGCACUCGUGGCAGGCUGCGCUCGCGGCAGCGCGGGUAGUGACGAUGCCCGCAGCGGAGGCGGAACAGGCCGCAGCCCAGGAAGAGAGGGCGGACAUGUCUCCGGUAGAGGCGCCGGUGGGUGAGGUGGCGGCAUCGUCUGAUGCUGCUGAGACGGCCCACGAGGACGCGGUGCGCUGGUUGGCCGAGCUGCUGAAGGCGAGGCUGCGGGCACUGGACGGCGCCGACGAGCCGGAGGACGUAGCAGGCGCCGGCUGGGGGAGCCUGCGGGACGAGGAUGAGAUUGAGAAGGGGGAAGCGGAUGGCCCGGGAACAGGGGGCAUGCGGGCCGCGCAGGGGGUGGAGGCGGGGUCCGACAUUCGGGCUGGAUACUGCGACUACUAUCGUGCAUCGGAACGAAGACUGUGCGAAGAUUAUCUGGAUCUAGCGUCACAGUUGCUCGAGCCAACGCCCUUUGUUAUGGAUAGGUGAACGAGUCUAUCUCUGCGGUGUGGCCUUCUGGAAGAGGCUUCUGGCCUCAGGGGGACACAGCCUCCAUGCGCCGGCUCAGAUUUUCGAACCAGACUAAACCAACAGGCACUCGAUGAAAGCAAUGUCCGUUGACGAUUCAGACCCUUAUUGAGAGCCAUAGCAAUGUGGCCACCGUGGCACCUGUAGACACGUUGUAAGCAUGUGCAUUGCAAGAUUUUGAGGUCUG
Klebsormidium nitens is the source of this 1932-nucleotide messenger RNA. Lineage: Eukaryota; Viridiplantae; Streptophyta; Klebsormidiophyceae; Klebsormidiales; Klebsormidiaceae. The record is from the annotation of a GenBank genome assembly.